Molecule: messenger RNA, 5697 nt
Organism: Anopheles bellator
Lineage: Eukaryota; Metazoa; Arthropoda; Insecta; Diptera; Culicidae
Gene: Alk
Product: tyrosine-protein kinase receptor
Exons: 13
Coding region: 1-5697 (1898 amino acids)
Biological process (GO): cell surface receptor protein tyrosine kinase signaling pathway; protein phosphorylation; regulation of neuron differentiation
Cellular component (GO): membrane; signaling receptor complex
Molecular function (GO): protein binding; ATP binding; transmembrane receptor protein tyrosine kinase activity
Source: RefSeq, a predicted model, not a curated record
AUGAAUGGGCCGUUAGGGAAAAGCACUACGAAAGGCGAUCGGCUGCUGAUCACUCCGCAGACGAUGGAUCACAACCGGACGAGUAGUAGUGGCAGCACCCGGCGGAAGCUGUCCUUGCCGGGCAUCUUGCGUCCGGUGAAUCUGCUGACGGCGGCGACACUGGCCGUGGUGGCCAUUCUGCACCUGGAAUCGGUGCAGGCUCAGCGUCCGCUGGGCAACUCGACGUUCGGGGCGGCCCACAACUCGUCCGGCGUCAUCAACGCCCAUCCGGUCCUGACGACGAGUACCACAACCGAGGCACCGCCUCGAGGUGGUUCGGUGCCACCGUUGCUGGAAGACUCGUUCGAGUACGACAGCGCGGACGUGGAGGACCACGAGGAUGAGCACGACGUGGAACACCACCAUCAACACCCCCACUACCAUGAACCGGGUGGUCACUACCACCACCUACCGAACGAGGUAAACUCCGUGGCGAUGAGGAACGGUGGUAACGACGGGGGUCCGAUCGGUUCCCGGCAAUCCAGUAACCGGCUGAUCAACCCGUACUUCCCGACGCCGGCCUCCCCCGGGCAGGGUGGUUCGAAGACGACGGAACCGCAAAACCGGGGCCGCUUCAAUCCGGCCCGCCCGCGAGGCCGCAAGAAGUCGGCCAUCAAUGAGCUGCAACUGGCGCUGCAGAAGAAAACCUCCCAGACCAACAUGAACGGGCUCGAUUCCGGCAGCGAGCCGAUCUCGUUCGGGUCCACCACACACCAGCGGGGUCGGAAGCACCCUCCGCCACCACUACCGGGCGAACGGCCCGGUGGGGUGAGUGCCGCUGCCAGCACAACCCACCAGACCGGUCCGGGACAGUCCCCACACGGCGGGGGCAACGACGCAGGCCGAGGACUCGGAGUGGUGAUGCAAUCGCCCGGCUACUAUCCCUCCGGGGGUUCCACCUACAGCCGGCAGGGGGACGAUCCGUUCCGGACGCUGCGGGCCAAGUACAACGAGGAGCGUUACGGGAACUCGGUACCGGAGCAACCGUCGGAUAUGGACGAGGCACUCGGCAUGAAGUGUAACUUCGAGACGGAGUGCGCGUGGACGUGGGACGAAACCGACCCGCAAGGUUUCCAGGUGGUGUCGGGCGUCAAUCUGACCGAAUCGAACCGGACCGGGCUGAUGCCGGGACCGGGAGCUGACCCGGCGCACAAUGCCGCCGGCCACUUUCUGCAUCUGCGUCUGACGCAGGACAGCCAGCCGCACAUCCUGACUUCGCCCGUGUUCGGAGCGGCACGGGAGCACUGCUACCUGUCGGUGUUCACGCACCAGAGUGCCAUGCACCACGGCAGCAUCCGGAUCGUAAUCGAAACGAUCGGAGCGGGACAGGAGUCGAGCUGGGUGCCGGCCGAGAUUAUGGGUAACGAUCUGCGCCGCUGGCAGCUGAACACGUUCCGGAUCGCCAAGAUCACAAACGACUUCAAGGUGCUGUUCGAGGUCGUCCCGAACAAGCUCGGCGGCCAGUCGCGGGGCCACGUGAGCAUCGACAACCUGCGCAUGGUCAACUGCUUCCCGGACUCGGUCAGCACCAACAACUGUAGCUACUCGCAGGUCCAGUGCACCGCGAACCGGGUGCCGGUUUGCAUCAAAACGCCCAAAAUCUGCGACAUUACGGUCGACUGUGACGAGGGCGAAGACGAGUCGCUCAACUGCGACAAGAUACCGUUCGGUGGUCGGUGUGACUUCGAGACGGGAUGGUGUGGCUGGCAGAACUACGGUAACGUGAUCCUGUCCUGGGCGCGCCACUCGGGCCCGACACCGACGGAGAAGACGGGUCCGGAGAUGGACCAUACGCACGAGAACCCGAAUGUGACGGGGUAUUAUAUGUUCGUUAACAUGAACCAGCACGCGAACGACAGCGAGAAAAAGUCGCUGGUUGGGCUGGCCAGCAACGCCAUAAUGAACAGUGUCGUCUUUAAUCCGCCACCUCUGGUGCACACCAACGCCAGCUCGCCGUACCGGAACUCGUGCGUGGUCCGCUUCUACGUCCACCAGUACGGGAUGAACGCGGGCAGCAUCAACCUGUCGAGCGUGGAAAUCCGGGAGAAGGAGAACUUCACCACGACCCUGUGGUGGAGCUCGAAGAACCUCGGCGAAGAGUGGAUCCGGAUCGAGGUGGUGCUGCCGAACAUCACAACCAAGUACUACCUGCAGUUCGAGGCGCGCAUGGGCAUGCGCAUCUUCUCCGACGUCGCGAUCGACGACUUCUCGCUCAGCCCGGAGUGCUUCGGGUUGAACGUGCCGGCCGAGCAUCUGCAGGGCUACAACUACUGGGACCCCCGGAUAGGCGGCCACAAGCAGCCGCACAAAGACUUUGUCGGGAAAUCAUACCUGGAGCUCAGUACGUGUGGUGCCAAGGGGCAACAGGGGCCGACGCCUGCCGACUGUCUGGGGUCGUACAACAACACGGAGGCGUUCAGUGCCGUCCACGUCAUCGACAGCCACCCGUUCAAGGGCAUCCAGGCGUGGAAGGUGCCCAACGAGGGCUACUACACCAUCAUUGCGAAAGGCGCCGGUGGCGGCCUCGGAUCGGGCGGAGUGGGCUCGUCCCGGGGAGCGAUGGUGCUGAGCGUGCUGGAGCUGCACAAGGACGAGGAGAUCUACAUCCUGGUGGGGCAGAGCGGGGAGCACGCGUGCAUCAAGUCGAUGGGCUACCGGGACGAGUCGUGCGAGCUGCGGAACAAGGCGCUCACCGUCGACACGUGGCCGAUGCACUCGAAGACGCAACAGGUGAAGAACACGAUCAUCGAGGAGGGCGCCGGAGGUGGCGGUGGCGGAACGUACGUUUUUCUGCUCAACUCGGCCAACACGGCGGUUCCGUUGCUGGUGGCUGGCGGUGGCGGUGGGCUAGGCGUUGGCCGCUACCUGGACGAGGACGUACAGCACGGGAAGCGGUAUCUGGUGCAGAAGAAGGACGUGUCGGGUUCGGCCCAUGGCGAUUCGGGGACUCGUCGGGCCGGGCCCGGCGGUGGAUGGCGGGCUCAGGCCGAUAUGGGCCUGGACCCCCGGUACGGGGCCUCGCUGCUGGAGGGGGGCCGCGGUGGCUUGCCAUGCUACACGCCCCGCGGGACCCACGGCCAGGGUGGCUUCGGUGGGGGUGGCGGCGGAUGCGACACCGGCGGUGGCGGAGGAGGAUACGCCGGGGGCGAUACGAUGAUCAACUCCACCAACGGUGAGGGCGGCUCGUCGUUUCUGGCCUCCAAGCGGAACGUGCCCGAGCUGUCGAUGGAGUACGGCGGGGCCAACGGUGGCCACGGGGCGGUCCUGAUCAUCCCCGCCAUCCAGGGCUGCGGGUGCGACUAUCGGUGCGUGGCGCUCGACGAGUACCGGGCCACGGUCGGUUGCAUCUGCCCCGAUGGCUGGACCCUCAAGCCGGACAACUAUACUGCGUGUGAAUUGCCCACGGAAACCGUGGAAAUGAAGUACCUAAUCAUGUUCUUUGUCGUUGUUGUGCUCGUGCUCUGUGCCGCCCUCGCGAGUCUUAUUUUAAUACUAUAUAAUCGUUACCAGCGUAAGCGCCAGGCGGCGCUACGCCACAAGAUGCUCCUGGAGCAGGACCUGCAGCUGAGCCGGCUCCGUAGCACGGCGGACGACUCGGCGCUGACCAACUUCAAUCCGAACUAUGGUUGUGAUGGCAUCCUGAACGGCAACGUGGACGUGAAGAGCCUGCCGCAGGUCGCCCGGGAGAGUUUGCGUUUGGUCAAAGCGCUCGGGCAGGGUGCCUUCGGGGAGGUGUACCAGGGACUCUACCGCCACCGGGACGGCGAUGCGGUCGAGAUGCCGGUGGCGGUCAAGACGCUCCCGGAGAUGUCCACCGGGCAGGCGGAGUCGGACUUCCUGAUGGAGGCGGCGAUUAUGGCCAAGUUCAAUCAUCCGAACAUUGUGCACCUGAUCGGUGUCUGCUUCGAUCGACAUCCACGGUUCAUCGUCCUGGAGCUGCUGGCCGGUGGUGAUCUGAAGAACUUCCUCCGCGAAGGACGCAAUAAACCGGAACGUCCAUCGCCGCUGACGAUGAAGGAUCUGAUUUUCUGCGCGCUGGACGUGGCCAAGGGCUGCCGGUACAUGGAGAGCAAGCGGUUCAUCCACCGGGACAUUGCGGCCCGCAACUGUCUGCUGAGCAGCAAGGGCCCAGGUCGGGUGGUCAAGAUCGCCGACUUUGGGAUGGCCCGCGACAUCUACCGGUCCGAUUACUACCGGAAGGGGGGCAAGGCGAUGCUACCGAUCAAGUGGAUGCCACCGGAAGCGUUCCUGGACGGUAUCUUCACCUCCAAGACGGACGUCUGGUCGUUCGGGGUGCUCCUGUGGGAAGUGUUCAGCCUUGGGUUGAUGCCGUACACGGGACUCCCGAACCGGGACGUGAUGCAGCUGGUGACGGGCGGUGGGCGGCUGGAUGCGCCGCAGGGCUGCCCGAUCGCCGUGUACCGCAUCAUGGCCGACUGCUGGAACCCGACGCCCGAGGAGCGGCCCUCGUUCUCCAAUCUGCUCGAGCGGCUCACGACCUGCACCCAGGAUCCGGAGGUGAUGAACGCGCCGCUUCCGAGCUUCUUCCGGCCACCGUCGAACGAGCGCGAUACGACGAUCAUGCGGCCGCCCGGCAACGAUGACUUUUGCCUGCAGGUACCAAAUUCGUCCGACUACCUGAUCCCGCUGCCCGGUCCCCGCUCGGUCGCCGAGCGAUUGCUGAGCGAAGCGACCGGGGUGACGAUCCCCGACACGCUCAUCACCUGCACGCCACCGAAGAACGCUUCACCCCGGCUACUGAACGGCACGGUGAUGUCCGGCAACCAUGUCGGCGGAGUUGGAAUCUGUCCCCAGGUGCCUGCCCAGGUGGCGCUGGCACUGGCGGCCCCCACCGACACCGGUCCGACCUGCUGGGAAACGUCCUUCAUCCGCAAGCACCCGUCCGGGGGUCAGGUGUGCCCGGCGAGCGUAGCGCUUCCGCCACCGCCAUUGGAAGCAAUGCCCGACCCGGGGCCAGUGGCGAGCACACAGAUCCCUCCACUGCCGGAGGUGGCCGACAAGUUGAUUUCACUCGACACGCCCCAGCAGACCCCGACCGCCAUUCAGCCGCCGAUUUCAUUCGGCAAUCCGAUCACCGUCGAGCCCUCCAACGUCACCAACGGACCACUCACGAACGGCAACGCACACGGACCGAUCGUCCCGGUUGAAUCACCGAUCGAAACGGCCAAACUGCUCAGCAGUAUUCCGCCUCCGAUCACACUCGAUCCGGCCGCGCUCCACGCCCAGCAGAACCAUGUUGUCGUCGUCGGGGGCACGUCCUACGCCAACAUCCGCAUGAUGAACAGUGCCGCUGCCGCCGCCGGCGCCAUCGCCGGACCCACCGUCAAUGGGAACGGCGGGAACAGCAACGGUCACCACAGCCACAGCGGUGCGAAUGGCCAUCUGGACAAGAUGGGAGGGCUGGCGGUUUACAACAACGGCCCCACCACCGGGAACCCGGGAAGCACGAACGGGCAUCACCUGCACCACCACGGAGGGGGCACCGGGGGUUCGAACGGACUGGUCGACAAGGGCCCCGGGGUGGUCGCUCCGCACCAGCAGCAGCAGGAUCCGUCGCGUACGGCCGCGCCCUUCACGAUCCAAACGUUCAGCGAACGGUACAUCAGCCCGGAAAACCACUCGGAGAUCAGCUGCUAA